Molecule: messenger RNA, 824 nt
Organism: Tarenaya hassleriana
Lineage: Eukaryota; Viridiplantae; Streptophyta; Magnoliopsida; Brassicales; Cleomaceae
Product: aquaporin PIP2-2
Exons: 5
Coding region: 60-656 (198 amino acids)
Biological process (GO): transmembrane transport
Cellular component (GO): plasma membrane
Molecular function (GO): water channel activity
Source: RefSeq, a predicted model, not a curated record
CCGGCGGCGAUAAUUGCGGCGGCGUCGGAAUCUUGGGCAUUGCUUGGGCCUUCGGCGGCAUGAUCUUCAUCCUCGUCUACUGCACCGCCGGUAUCUCAGGUGGGCACAUAAACCCGGCGGUGACGUUGGGGCUGUUGAUAGCAAGGAAGGUGACGUUGGUGAGGGCGGUGCUGUAUAUGGUGGCUCAGUGUUUAGGAGCCAUUUGCGGGGUUGGUCUUGUCAAGUCUUUCCAAAGCGGUCGCUACGACCGUUACGGCGGCGGAGCCAAUUCCCUGGCCGAUGGCUACAGCGAAGGCACCGGCCUGGCCGCCGAGAUCAUCGGCACCUUCGUCCUCGUCUACACCGUCUUCUCUGCCACCGAUCCCAAACGUAACGCCAGAGAUUCCCACGUUCCGGUGUUGGCGCCACUUCCGAUAGGGUUUGCGGUGUUCAUGGUGCACUUGGCCACGAUUCCGAUCACCGGAACAGGUAUCAACCCGGCCAGGAGUCUGGGAGCCGCCGUGAUCUUCAACAAGGACAAGCCAUGGGAUGACCACUGGAUAUUCUGGGUGGGACCAUUCAUCGGAGCCGCGAUCGCUGCAUUCUACCACCAAUACGUACUGAGAGCCUCAGGUUCCAAGUCGCUGGGAUCCUUCAGGAGCUCUUCCAACUUCUAAAAUCCCGAUUUUGAAACACAUGUAAUUUAAUGACGAUAAUCAUAAAAUUAAUGGUUAUGCAUGGUCUCUAAUCAUAUUCUCUCAAUCUUCUUUGUGCCCUUUUGUCUUUUCGUUUGUGUAUUGUGGUGAAAGAAAUAAGCAUUAAAUGAUUUUCGCUUUUAAAUCUGA